CCUUACAUCUCCUUUAAAACCUCAAGGCAACUGUGUUUUAUCACAACAACAACAAAAACAUCUUUCUUUCGGGUUUAUUUUUUGGCAAUGGAAUUAGGGAGUGCUCUUCAUUUUCUUGAUAGCAAGUCCAUUUUAGUCACUGGUGCUGCUGGGUUUCUGGCAAAAAUUUUUGUGGAGAAAAUACUGAGGGUUCAACCAAAUGUGAAGAAGUUUUAUCUUCUUUUACGUGCUGCGGAUCAUAAAUCCGCUAUCCACCGCUUGCACAAUGAGAUUAUAGGAAAGGAUUUGUUCAAAGUCCUGAAAGAAAAAUGCGGGAAAAAUUUCAGUUCAUUCAUAUCCGAGAAAAUUACACUAAUUCCAGGAGAUAUAUCUCAUGAAGAUUUGGGCGUUAAAGAUUGUAAUUUAGUACAAGAGAUGUUGAAUGAAGUUGAUGUUGUGGUUAACCUUGCUGCUACAACCAACUUUGACGAGAGAUAUGAUGUGGCACUUGGUCUCAACACAUUUGGAGCUAAAUUUGUUGCAAAUUUCGCCAAGAAAUGUGUGAAACUAAAAGUUUUGGUUCAUGUAUCCACAGCUUAUGUGUCAGGAGAAAAGACAGGGCUUAUACUUGAAAAUUCAUACAGCAUGGGAGAAACACUUAAUGGUGUUUCAGGCUUAGACAUUAAUUUUGAGAAAAAUGUUAUUGAACAAAAAUUGAAUGAACUGAGAUUGCUAGGUGCUUCAGACAAGGAUAUUACUCAAGCCAUGAAAGAUUUGGGCAUUCAAAGGGCAAGAUUUUAUGGAUGGCCAAAUACAUAUGUAUUUACAAAGGCAAUGGGAGAAAUGCUAGUGGGGGAAUUCAAAGCAAAUAUGGCUACAAUCAUAUUAAGACCUACUAUCAUAACCAGCACUUUCAAAGAGCCAUUUCCUGGUUGGGCUGAAGGUGUUAGAACCAUCGAUAGCCUUGCAAUGGGUUAUGCUAAGGGGAAAUUGACUUUCUUCCUCGGUGAUGUGGACUCAGUUGUUGACCUGAUACCAGCUGACAUGGUGGUGAAUGCCAUCAUCGUAGCCAUGGUAGCCCAUGCAUCGAACCAACCAUCGGAGACGAUCUACCAAGUGGGUUCGUCGAUGAGGAACCCGGUCAAGUACCUUAGCCUCCAAGACUUUGGCUACCGAUACUUCUCCAAGAAACCUUGGAUCAACAAAGAUGGGAAGGCUGUUAUUGUUGGUAAAAUUCGUGUCAUGGAUAGCAUGGCCAGCUUCCAUAGAUACAUGGCUCUUCGAUACUUGCUCCCUUUGAAGGGACUGGAAUUUGCAAAUACAGCAUUUUGCCAUUUCUUUCAAGGAGUUUACAGUGAUCUCAACAGGAAAAUCAGCUUCGUGACUCGGUUGAUAGACAUUUACAGACCCUACUUGUUCUUCGAUGCAAUAUUUGAUGACAUAAACACCGAGAAGCUACGAAUGGCGGCGAGAUCCAGCCUAGCGGAGAACGAUAUGUUCUAUUUCGACCCUAAAUGCAUCAACUGGGAUGAUUAUUUCAUGAACACUCAUAUUCCUGGGAUCGUAAAAUACAUUUUCAAAUGAAAAAAAUAAAUUAAGAACUAGGGUCGAAUUAAUAUUUAGUUAUAUAUAUAUAUAUAUAUUUGAAGUGUCAUUGUUAUUCAUGACAGCAUGAAAAUUAUAUAUAGCUGUCUACAAAAGGUUGGGUGUACUUCAAAAGUCGAGUUCAAACUUUUGAAAAUGUUAUCAUUGGAAAAGAUAAUUACAAAUUUUAAAAAUUAAUCUCCGUUUAUCGUAAAACGAACAUGAAGAGAUUCUAUUGAAGUAUAUUAAUUUCAUAGUGGAUUUCCUAUAUAUAUA
Molecule: messenger RNA, 1839 nt
Organism: Gossypium raimondii (Peruvian cotton)
Lineage: Eukaryota; Viridiplantae; Streptophyta; Magnoliopsida; Malvales; Malvaceae
Product: fatty acyl-CoA reductase 3
Exons: 10
Coding region: 88-1563 (491 amino acids)
Biological process (GO): suberin biosynthetic process; long-chain fatty-acyl-CoA metabolic process
Cellular component (GO): intracellular membrane-bounded organelle
Molecular function (GO): alcohol-forming very long-chain fatty acyl-CoA reductase (NADP+) activity
Source: RefSeq, a predicted model, not a curated record